AUGAGACAACAUAAGAUGCAGGGGUGUCUACAAAACAAAGACCUAAGACCUAAGACCUAAGACCCAAAAACGAAGACUAGUUUUUUUUACAGGCCUAUCAAACCAGAGCCAGUCAAGUCGGGUCAACGCUUUUCCUCAGACACCAACUGAUGCGAAAUGAAUGGGGUCUUCGUUUUGUAGAUUAAGCCGUGUCAAACUACAAAACGAAGACCCUCGCGUAAAUGCUUUGUUCGUUGUCAACUGAAGCGAAAUGAAUGGGGUCUUCGUUUUGUAGAUUAAACCGGGUCAAACUACAAAACGAAGACCCUCGCUUAAAUGCUUUGUUCAUUGUCAACUUUACGAUGCUUUGCCUGGAAAAAUGUGAAUAUAGACAUGCUUUGGGAGCUCAUACCUUCUAGACCUCACCGCUUAGAAAAUGUAAGAAAACACAAAGAACGAUAUUCUAGUUGCUAAUAUUACAGUUAGUCAAUGUUAAUGAAUAAUGAAUAACAUACUUAGUUUUACAAAAGGUAUUUUUUAAUAAUCAGUGAAAUUUAAGCGAAGAAAAGUCGGAACGAACUUUUGAAACACCCUGUAUAUAAGACAUCUAUUAUCUAAGAACAUAUGAGGAAUUUACUCUAACUCAGGGCUGCAAAACUUUGAGUUAACUAUAUGUAAAAAUUGGAUAUCAAUUUUGUGGUAUCCUUUGUUACUUCGCAUACAUUUUGUAGCUAUACCACGCGAUGAUUACCAUUAAAAACAGUUCAAACUAUCAUGGCAGUGUGAGCAUAGCGUAUAUGACAUUGGUGACAAGAAACAAAAAUACAUGCUGCAAGAAGAGAUAUAUUGACAGAAGAUCAUGAUAAACAAAAGCAGAGGAGACGAGGAGGCCAACGGCAAGGAUACUAGUGAGAUAAGAAGCGAAAAGAAAGAGGAAAUUAUCAAAAGCAUUGGACAUUGUAGACCUCACGUUAGAGAAAAAAAAAGCCAAACAAAGGAACUAAUAGCACAAGCAACCCAACAGAAAUUCAAGUCUCAACUUUCGGAAAAUCACUUAGAUUAAACUCAUUCAAGAUUCCAGAAAACCCCUUAUUAGAAACUGGCCGAGCGUGGCAAGCAUGGCGCGAAGACUUCAAAGAAGAAACAGAAUAUUUUGAAAUCAAGGCCGUGAAAGACAAAGUAAGCGCCCUCAAAAUCUAUGGCGAGAAGAAAUCUAGAAACCUUCCAGACACUGCUCCUGUUGAAGACAACAACGACUACUAGAAAUUAUUCCAGAAACUCAACAACCACUUCUUACUGAAGAAAAACAAACAGCAUGCGAGAUACAUGUUUAGCAAACAAUGACAAGAACUGGGAGAAAGUAUCUUAAACUACACAGUGUGGCUACGAGAGAAGGGGAAAGAUCGUGAAUUCAGCCCCCAGACCUAUGAUAGGAUCCUCAAACAACUCAUACAAACAAUCAAGGAUAACCUUAUCAAGAAAAGUGUACAGAAGAGGUGGAUACUUGACCACUUCCUCGAAGAAGCCAGCCAAAAAGAAGACGUUAACCAGCAAGUAAAAGACAUGAAAAAGGAUUACAGAAUCUCCAAAGUGAAACAUCAAUGGGGAAAAUCUCAGAGAGAUGCUAGAGGAGGUGCAAGACACCCAAGCUUACUAAAAAAGAAACCCCCACUGCAAGAAAACUGCAAGCAAGAACACAAGAAAGAAGAAAAAAGCCCCAAGAAUAGUUGCCAAUUCUGCGAAAACACAGGACUCCAUUCCCCUGGACGCAGCUGGCCAGCUUAUGGACAGCAUUGCCUGAAGUGUGGUAAAUAUAAUCAUUAUGCAACAUGCUGUAGAUCAGGAUAG
Porites lobata is the source of this 1827-nucleotide messenger RNA. The record is from the annotation of a GenBank genome assembly. Lineage: Eukaryota; Metazoa; Cnidaria; Anthozoa; Scleractinia; Poritidae.